CCCAAACCGACAGACACCUAGUACUAGUACCGAUCCUAUCCAACCGCCGUCACGUAGAGCACGUACAGGUCCCCAAGCUAGCCAAGCCAAAGCCACCCAACGUGCAAAGUUGAGCUUUGCACGACCAUGCAGUUCGUUUCCCCCACCCCCACCCAAACCGCGACGGCUGUGCCUGUGCGCCCAUCGUUGCGUGCCGUCCCGCGCUCGCUCGCUUCGGCGGAAAGGCUUCGGAUGGGCCGUGCAGCGACAUGCACCACGGCACUCCGCGCGCAGUGCGGUGGCCGGGCGGAACCGGUGGAGGCGCGCAAGGACGGCGAGCCCGUGUCUCACGAGCGGGUCCAAGAGGAGGACGAGGUGGAGCAGCUGGAGUUGCUGGAGGACGAGGCCAUGGCCGGGGAAGACGAGGGCCGUAGCCCCACGGACUACGGCCGCCGCGCGCACAUCUUCGAGGAGAGCUCCCGGGUGUUCCGGGCCCUCAAGGAGCGCCGUGACGGGGACGGCGGUGCCAAGCCCGGUGCUGCCGCGACGCGCCACGGCUGAAACGAACACGCCCCACUCCCUCAGAGGACACGUCGCUCCCAUAACUUCCUAACAUCACGUUUUUCUCAUGUAUUACUAUGUAUCUAGGCCGAUCACUGUAUGGAGGUUUCUUUCACGCCAUCGAUCUGGUAGAAUGAAUAUCAUCUCUGAAAAAGAUGGACGCGAUCAACUGUACACGCCGAGGAAGCUGCUCAAUAGUACACGGUACACCAAGCGUGAGUUAGAUAGCCUACCGAACUCAAAACUCUCGCUAUGCGUGUACAGUGUUGCAUAAUUUUGCCUCCGUCUCGGAAAGAAACGAGACACUCCAAUAGCAUCGCCUCUUUGCCUCUCAAUGCUUUAUGAAAAUGAAAAAGAUCACCGUAAUGCAA
Messenger RNA from Aegilops tauschii subsp. strangulata, 911 nucleotides. RefSeq lists its product as uncharacterized. Gene Ontology annotation, cellular component: chloroplast. The record is from RefSeq and is a predicted model, not a curated record. NCBI's taxonomy places the organism in Eukaryota, Viridiplantae, Streptophyta, Magnoliopsida, Poales, Poaceae.